CCUGAGGAGGCGUCAUCGCCUCGGGCUUCGCCCGGGUAGCCCCUCGGGCCCGGUGCAUCGCCCGCAGCUUCCCGACCGCCGGGAACCGGGAGCGAGCCACUUUCAGUCAGUUUCCCCUCCCCGCGGCCCGGCGGGGCGCCCCCAUCCCCCAAGUCUGGGUUGUGGCCAGGCCUGCUGGAGAAGGGGCCUGUUGUGCCUUCCAGUGCCUUCUCCUCCCUCAGCCCCCCAAGGUCUUGUGGAACUUGCUGCAUCUGAAGAUCUUCAACCAGGAUGUGAUCGCCUGCCUGGAAUAUUCUCAUAUUCUUAGACGUUUCAGCGCACAUCUGCGGUAAGAAGAGAGAGUCUCACAGGCCAACCUUGUGAUAGUGUGAGAGAAGACUACACAAGAGUGUGAAUACCAAAGUGGAAUUCAUUUGGAGCCAUUUUGGAAGUCUGGCUAUAACACCACUUAUCCACUGUUGCAGCCUUUGCCAUGUGAUCUGAGACUACCCUGGCUCCAGCUUAAAGCCCAAAUUGCUAUUGUGUACUAGAUCCAAGCAAUUCUUGUUUAAUCAAGGUUAUUGUUCAUGCAAGUCACUUUUUUAACCCUGGAUUAUAUUUUCCGUUUCUCUUGAUGAUUCCCAUUAGGAAACAGAUUGAAGGUGGCAGUUUAUGUAAAGGAAGCAUUGGGAGUUGUGGCCACACCACUCAAGAAUAAAAAUAUUAGAAAAUGGAACAACCGUAUGUGUUAUCUGAAGAAGAUGAGCCGAAACCACAGAACAGAAGAGAAACCAAACAAGUAGAUAGUGAAGAUGCUGAAUUGAUCUUUGUUGGUGUAGAACAUGGAAAUGAAGAUGCUGAGCUAAUCUUUGUUGGGGUGACUUCACAUUCAAAACCAGUUGUUUCAAACAUUUUAAACAGAGUCACCCCAGGUUCAUGUUUAAGGAGAAAAAAGUAUGGUCACCUCAGAAAAGAUGCUGCUCACAAAUUGCGACCUGUAAGUCACGGAACCCCACCAUCAGAAGCAGUGACUAUUUCGCCACUUUCUGAAUCUGAAUCAAGAUCAACAGAUAGCCCUGUUACUAUUGAGCCUUUGUCAAAACCUGAUUAUAAAAACAAUUCACAAGUUGUGCCUAAUAGCUCUGUAGAGUUAUGUUCUCCUUUGAUUUCAUUCACAAGUUCAUUGCAGCAUUCAGGAGCAGCACUUUCUGUGGGAGGUAUGAGUGAAAGUCCUCAUGUAUCAAAGCAAACUUCCACUUCUGAAGUGAACAGUGUAAAUCCCAAAAGAGCUAAAUUCAGUGAUGAAAUCAUAGAGGGACAUUCUUCAGCUUUGUCCCCUUCAGGUGUUGUCCAUACAGUCACUGCUCAGCAAAGCAUACCCUCAAUGAAUGAUCUUCAUACCUCAUUAAGCCAUGUUCAGAAUGGAGCACCUUUUUCAACAGCUUUGCCAAAGGAUAGUGUCCAUUUUAAGCCUAUAAAUCCCAGUAGGGAAAAUAAAUUGGCAAAACCAGACAUUUUGAGUCUCGCAAGUCAAAACAACACUGUUGAUCCCAAGAAAGAAAAUCUGAUUGUGUUACUUAGUGACUUUUACUAUGGACAGCAUAAAGGAGAUGAACAGCCAGAACAGAAGACUCACACAAUCUUUAAAUGCCUCAGCUGCUUGAAAGUUCUAAAAAAUGUUAAGUUUAUGAAUCACAUGAAGCACCAUUUGGAACUUGAGAAGCAGAAGAGUGACAGCUGGGAAAACCACACCACCUGUCAGCACUGUCACCGGCAGUUUCCCACACCCUUCCAGCUGCAGUGUCACAUCGAAAGUGUACACACUACCCAGGAGCCUUCUGUUGUCUGCAAAAUUUGUGAAUUAUCAUUCAAAACAGACCAAGUUCUCUUAGAGCACAUGAAGGACAAUCAUAAGCCUGGGGAGAUGCCCUAUGUGUGCCAGGUUUGCAACUAUAGAUCAUCGGUCUUUGCUGACGUAGAAACACAUUUCAGAACAUGCCAUGAAAACACCAAGAAUUUGCUUUGUCCAUUUUGUCUUAAAAUUUUCAAAACUGCAUCACCAUACAUGUGUCAUUAUAGAGGACACUGGGAAAAGAGUGUUCACCAGUGUUCCAAAUGCCGGUUACAGUUCUUAACUUUCAAAGAGAAAAUGGAGCACAAGACCCAAUGUCAUCAAAUGUUUAAGAAGCCUAAGCAACUAGAAGGAUUGCCUCCUGAAACAAAAGUUGUUAUUCAAGUGUCACUGGGGCCUCUUCAACCAGGAUCAGUGGAAGUAGCGUCCAUUACCGUGAGCACCUCUGAUUCGGAACCGUCACUUCCCAAGUCAAAAAGUAGAAUUUCAAAAAACCUGCAUUAAUCCUAGGUUCAGUAAAUCACAAAUAUUUCAAACCAAGUAAAAAUCACAAUAAAAACAAAAAAUACACGUUUUACAUAGUUCAGUAGCAUUAAAAAUAGUGAACUCAGUGGCUCAUCUCAUGAGGUUUUUUAAAAAAUUCAUGAAAGGCAAUAUUUAAUUUGAGAUUACAUUUUAAAAUGUAUUACCUGAUUUUUGUGUAUUCUGUCUUUCUAACACAUAAAAGGUGUUUAUGCAUGUAUAUGUGUGUAGGAAAGAAAAAGAAAAGUGGGAAACUAUUUAUUAUGUUGGAUUUUUCAUGUUAUGCCCAAGUUUGAAAGUUCUUCUGUCGGUAUAUAGAUUCAAUAGAGUGUUUUAAGUAUUUAAUUUUAUUUUCAACUUUGUCCAUGCCUUGAAGAAUUAACUUUAGUCAGGUUGGAAUGGCUUUGUUAUGGAGUGGUCCUGUUUGCUGCUGAACUCCCAGAAGUGCCUCUGUUUUGCUGGCUUAAAUUAACCUAGCUCUGAAAGCAUGGGUGUGGAGAAGUUCAGGGAUAAGCUGUGACAUGUAUGGUGACCAGGAAGUUAGUCAAUAGUCAGUUGACUGACUAAAAGUCAAAAGAGAGCAGUGGCCCCUUGUCACAGCUGAGGGAGAGACACAUACUUUUGUCGUAGAGCCAAAGCCAAAAAAUAGCUGUCUCAGAGUGUCUUUCCCUAGCUCAAGAAUAUCCCCAAAAAAAGCAAAACCAUUAAAAUAAAAUGCCUGCAUUUGGCAGGGGGGCCCUAUAGACACUCAGCAACUGCUGUAUAUCAUUGGUUUCUGAGGAGAAGCAAUGGUAAUUAAUAAAACGGGGCCUGAGCCUGUGGUCUGGGUCCUGUUAAGUGAUCCAAAUGAAAAUAUAGUUUGUUUCCUCCCUUCCCACUUGGUUGGCCUUUAGUUAGAAUAAACUAGCCAUAUCCCUUUCAGCCACAGAAGUAAAGCAAGUGAACUUUCCUAAGGGAAAGAAGUCCCAAUGUCCGUGUUUUGAAUUGUACUAGACUCAUAGCUUUAAACAAAAAGGGCCAAAUGGUAUCUGUCCAGUUCAUGGACUAGUCUAAAUUUAGUUCUCUUGCUGUUAAGCUGGAAUGGGGGCUUAUCUAAUGUACAAACAGGUAAAAACAACCCGUGGUUGCUGACUAAAAUGCAUUAUAGGAUUUUUUUCCUUAUAUUUUUCUGAAUACUUGUAUCUUAUCCUAAUUAAAAAUGUGGAGUUUGCAAUUUGGUAUCUUGCCUUGGACAUGAAUGUAUUAAUAUUAGUUACUGUGUUGUUGUGCAUAUGAUUUUCCUUUCUAUCAAAUGAAGUUGGGUGUUGACAUACUCCAGUGUGCAAUAAAUGUCCCAUUUAUGUCAGUAAGUAUUAGUCUCAGCAUUACUGUCCUUUAUCUAAUCUGAGUAUACAGAAUGAUAUGUACCAUCUCCAACUGCUCUUUCAGAGCUGUGGGGAACUCUCUGAGUAAAGGUUUCUGAACAUCAGUAGCCAUGGCUACUUCUGUAGGUUUCCAGGAUUGAGUCUCCCUAGGCAUGUUCUAGUGCCAUCCCUUCUUCCUCCAUAAUGACCCAGGUUCCUAGUUGCCUCUGUACACCACCUCAAGGAAUCUGAGAUCUUGGCUAUAAACCUAAACCAGGAGAAAUCUCUUUUUCUCUUGCUUACGCCUCUUCCUUAAAGACACCCUAUCUUACCUACUCCUUUCCUUCCUCCUCAAUCUCAUAAAUUCCAAGUUUUCCCAAAAAGAUGAGAAAUGAUAAUCAAGGGCUUAGCAUACCUUUUAGAAUUGGGGAGGAAGGACUCCAGAUAACAAAAGCUUUGAGUAUAUUUUCCAUCUUUUAGAUUAUUUCCUAUGUAUAAAUCCGUUGUAUUUAUUUACUGGGUGCUUGAUUGAUUGAUUUGCACUUUGAACAUUUUACUAUGCCUUUUCAGUUACUUUGCCUGGGCCAAGGCACUUGCUACAGUUUCAGCCCAAACCCCUUUCUUUAGGUAUAGAAAGAUUUUGUGUGUGUGUGUGUGUGUGUGUGUGUGUGUGUGUGUGUUCAUGUAUUUAUUCCACUUGUUCUGUACUCAUGUGGAAACAGAAUUCUGUGUAUAAAUAGAUCUGCAAACUUUUGCAUACUUAUCUCCCUUAUUCUGUUUCUGUGGUAAAAAAUAUGAAAUGUUUUGUGUUUUUCUGGUUGCUUAGUAUUAACCAACACUGUUUGCUGUUUCACUAAUGCAUGCUCCUAAGGAGUACAAAUUGCUAUCUAUGUUGCCAACUGCAGGUUCCACUGAUAAGGUCCCGGCCUACUUUCUCCCCUUCUCUGUCAUCCUCUGUCACACUCAUCUACCAUUUUCCCCACAUGUACUAUUUUUUAGCAUACUGGCUUUGCUUUUCCUCAAGCAAAUCAUUUAUCUUCUGAUCCAAAGAAUUUGCAACUGCUCUUCUCUUACUUGGAAUGCUUUUUCCCACAAGCCUACAUGGCUUGCUGCCCCUUUUAAUUGAGUUUCUUUGGUUCAUUGAUCUUCACCAAUGUUAUUAAAAUAACAGACAAAUUUGCCCUCUGCAUUUCCAUUUAAUCUCCUUAAAGGCACUUUAUGUCCCCACCCACCCCCUUUCUUUCCUAUCUAAUUAGAUUUUCACAAAAAGUUGGAAAGAUAAUCAUCAAGGGCUUUGCUUCUUUCUUAGAACUGAGCUAGCUUGAGUCAGUUUCUGUGCCUGUAACAAAAAGAAGUUGAGUUGAGUUCUUCAGGAGUUUUCUGUUUUUCUACUGAUACCCCUAUAUUUUUUUAAGGCAAUGUCACUUUGCUUUGUUUACAAAUAUAUUGAAUAUCCGUCAAGAUUACUAUUUUGUUAUUACCCUUUGUGAAUUUCCUUGUCUAUUUUACUUGCUUGCUCUUUCAGAUAAAAUUUGUUAUUUUAUUAAUGUUGCCAAAAAUUGUAAGUAGGAUAGCAAUUACAGUAAUAAAAUGUUUUUCUGAAAAGCCGUUUUCAUUGUAUUGUCCUUCUGCUAACAGCAUGGCAUAUUUUUAGUUUUAUCUAAUUUUUAUUUAGUGCUGUAACAGUGAAAGCUCACUAAAAAAGGGAAGGUCCCACAAUGCUGCAACGAAAGUAUUCUAACACCUUAUCUCUAACUGGCUGAUU
This is a messenger RNA of Talpa occidentalis (Iberian mole), 5461 nucleotides long. It is a transcript of the gene ZNF280B, whose product is annotated as zinc finger protein 280B. The transcript has 5 exons. Gene Ontology annotation, biological process: regulation of DNA-templated transcription. Gene Ontology annotation, molecular function: DNA-binding transcription factor activity, RNA polymerase II-specific; RNA polymerase II cis-regulatory region sequence-specific DNA binding. The record is from RefSeq and is a predicted model, not a curated record. Lineage: Eukaryota; Metazoa; Chordata; Mammalia; Eulipotyphla; Talpidae. The coding region runs from base 710 to 2335 and encodes 541 amino acids.